AUGGCCCGCCGAGCGCUGGCUGCUGCCGCCGCGCCCCCAGUCAGCGCUCCAUCACUGAGCUCAUUGCGCAGGCGCUCGCGCUGCGGCCACCUGGGAAAUGUAGUUCCGUGCAGGGGUCGCCGAGAACCGGGACCCUCGGAGCUUGUUCUACAAGCAACCACAAGUCUGAACGUGAAUCAGAGACCCGUGUCACUAUGGGUAAAGCUGGGCAGCCAGGCCACCCUGACCUGCCAGGUGGCCCAUGUCCAGGCCUGGGAGCGACUCCGAGUCGAGUGGACCAAGGAUGGCAAAGUCUUGUGCCAGUCACAAGUCACGAAUGACAGUCUCAGUCUGGAUGUCUGCGGGCCCCGGGGACAGCUCUUCUGGUGGGUGGUGUCUGGAGAGCUCACCCUGAGACUUGCCCAGGUGAGCAUCAACGACAGCGGGAACUACGUGUGCUGUGCAACUGUGGAGAUCCCGGAGCUAUUGGAGGACAAGGGCAAAGGCACUGAACUGCUGGUGGUUGAAGAUGGCCCUCCAGAGACCCCUGAUUCCGGCUUCUCAGGGUUCUUAAUGCUGUUGGUGGUGGGGGUCCUGGCGGUGGUUCUUAGCGCGCUGGGGGCUGGAUACUGGCGCUGCCGUCGCAACCGGUACAGGGAGUCAGGAAAUCCUCUCUACAGUAACGUCCUAUUAUAUCAGCACCGAGGGACCCCAAAGAAGACUGAGAACAGUCCUGGGGAAAGGAAUGUGCUGAACCCACCCAAGUUGGGUCAGAAAGAGGAGAGCUUCUAUUCAGCCUCUUUACCCCAGCUGCAUGGGUCCCCCAAAGCUUGCAAAAUCCCAAGACCCAGCCACCCCAUCUCUAAGAUGAAGGCUUCUCCCAGCCAAGAUGCCUUUGAGCAGUCAUUGACCCCUAGAUUGAGAGAAGAGGUCUUAGUCCCCGAGAACCAGGACCUAGCCUCCACAUCUGUCCCUGGAGACUCAAGAGUUGCUGUGAUCCUGAGCAAGUCUCAGGAGAGCGUCCAGACUCCAAGAGACUAG
This is a messenger RNA of Chrysochloris asiatica (Cape golden mole), 1020 nucleotides long. RefSeq names its product transmembrane and immunoglobulin domain containing 2 (gene TMIGD2). Gene Ontology annotation, biological process: B cell receptor signaling pathway; B cell differentiation. The transcript is spliced from 6 exons. The record is from RefSeq and is a predicted model, not a curated record. Lineage: Eukaryota; Metazoa; Chordata; Mammalia; Afrosoricida; Chrysochloridae. The coding region runs from base 1 to 1020 and encodes 339 amino acids. Gene Ontology annotation, cellular component: external side of plasma membrane; B cell receptor complex.